UAGUGCAGUGGAACCAUGCCCCCAACUAACAAGAAGAAGAAAUUUAUAAAAUUAAAAAAAACCAAGAAGGAUAUUCAAGCGUACAAAAAGGAUGUGGAAACUGAUUUACAUAAAAUAUCAUUGGAGGAGCUUUUGGAGCGCAUGAGAACUAAUCCAUCCACGGGUUUAUCCAAAUCGGAAGCGGCCAUUCGAUUGGAGGCAGACGGCCCAAAUAUGCUAACACCAGCCGCAGGGACGCCGGAGUAUAUUAUAUUUCUGAAGAAUAUGUUUGGCGGCUUUGCCAUACUUUUGUGGGCUGGAUCUUUCCUCUGUUUUGUUGGAUAUAUUAUACAAGUUCAAACCCAAGAUGAUCCGAGCGAUGACAACCUGUUUCUUGGCUUGGCCUUGGCCUUAUUGGUGAUCGUCACGGGCCUGUUUUCAUAUUUCCAGGUGCACAAGUCAUCGGCCAUUAUGGAUUCAUUCAAGAAUAUGGUUCCACAAUAUGCGACAGUAAUUCGAGAUAGUGAAAUUUUGACCGUAGUCGCGGAGGAGCUCGUCAAAGGCGACAUUGUCGAAGUGAAGUUCGGGGAUCGAGUGCCCGCGGACAUUCGCGUCCUGGAAUCGCAUGGCCUAAAAGUGGACAACUCCUCGCUGACGGGGGAGUCGGAGCCACAGGUCAGAUCGCCCGAAUUUACGCACGAGAAUCCGCUGGAGACGCGAAAUCUGGCCUUCUUCUCGACCAACGUGCUCGAGGGCACCUGCCGUGGUGUUGUCAUCAGCACCGGCGAUAACACCGUGAUGGGUCGCAUAGCCAACCUGGCGGCUGGCCUGGACGAAGUACAGUCACCGAUAUCACGGGAAAUAGAGCGUUUCAUUCGAUUCAUUACAAUUCUGGCAGCCCUGUUGGGCUUCACGUUCUUCGUGAUUGCAAUGAUCCUUGGCUAUACGUUCAUAGACGCCGUGGUCUUUCUCAUUGGCAUCAUUGUGGCCAAUGUGCCGGAGGGGCUGCUCGUCACAGUCACCGUCUGCCUGACACUCACGGCCAAGCGAAUGGCAUCCAAGAACUGCCUGGUGAAGAACCUGGAGGCUGUCGAGACACUCGGCUCCACAUCGACCAUCUGCUCGGACAAGACUGGCACCCUGACACAGAAUCGCAUGACGGUGGCUCACCUGUGGUAUGAUCGCCUCAUCAUUGAGUCAGACACCACGGAGCACUUUCGUGGCUCAAAGUUCAACAAGGACGAUCCCUCCUUCAACGCGCUGCUGCUGUGCUCGACCCUCUGCAAUUCGGCUGACUUCAAGGGGGGCCAAGAGGACAUGCCGGUGCUCCGAAAGGACGUUAAUGGCAACGCCUCGGAGGCGGCCCUACUCAAAUUUGCGGAGACCGUCUACGGCGGUGUGGGACCAGUUCGCCGCAAGCAUGCCAAAAUUACCGAAAUACCCUUCAAUUCCACCGAAAAAUAUCAAGUCUCUGUGCACAGCUACGACUCGAAUGAGGCGAAUUAUAUUGUGGAAAUGAAGGGUGCACCCGAACGCAUAUUGGAUCGCUGCGAGACGAUUAUGAUGGACGGGAAGACGAUUCAGUUGACGCAAGAGCUGCGGGAUGAGUUCGAGGAGGCCUACAUGGAGAUGGGCGGCAUGGGGGAGCGUGUGCUGGGAUUUGCUGAUCUCAUGCUGCCGAAGGACGCGUAUCCGGCGACCUACGAGUUCAACACUGAGCCGCCAAACUUUCCGCUGGAGAAUCUGCGCUUCCUCGGGCUAAUCUCCAUGAUAGAUCCACCGCGGGCAGCCGUGCCAGACGCCGUCGCCAAGUGUCGUUCGGCGGGUGUGCGCGUGAUAAUGGUCACUGGCGAUCAUCCCAUUACGGCCAAGGCCAUAGCACGGAAUGUGGGCAUCAUAACCAAGCCCACGGCCGAGGACAUUGCCCAGGAACGUGGCGUGGAUAUCAGCGAGGUAGAUCCCCGCCAGGCCACUGCCAUUGUGGUGCAUGGCGGCGAGCUGCGCGAAAUGAAAGCGGAGGAAAUCGAUUCGAUCAUUCACAACCACACCGAGAUUGUCUUUGCCCGCACCUCGCCCCAGCAGAAGCUCAUCAUCGUGGAGGCGUGUCAGCGUCGUGGCGAGAUUGUGGCCGUCACGGGCGACGGCGUCAACGACUCGCCGGCCCUGAAGCGGGCCGACAUUGGUGUGGCCAUGGGCAUCGCAGGAUCCGAUGUGUCGAAGCAGGCGGCCGACAUGAUAUUGCUGGAUGACAACUUUGCCUCCAUUGUGGUGGCCAUUGAGGAGGGUCGCCUCAUAUUCGAUAAUCUGAAAAAGUCAAUUGCCUACACUUUGACCUCCAAUCUACCCGAAAUUGUGCCCUUCCUGUUGUUCGUGCUAAUCGACAUUCCCCUGGCACUGGGCACCAUUGCCAUUCUGUGCAUCGACAUCGGCACCGACAUGCUGCCGGCCAUAUCCCUGGCCUAUGAGAAGGCCGAAUCGGACAUCAUGUCCCGUAUGCCCCGGGAUCCCUUCGAAGAUCGUUUGGUGAACAGAAAACUCAUUUUUAUGGCGUAUCUACAGAUCGGAGUCAUUCAAACCGUCGCCUGUUUCUUCACAUUCUUUGCCAUAAUGGCCGAGCACGGAUUUCCGCCAUCUUCGCUGAUUGGAGUGCGACAGAGGUGGGACGCCAUCGAUGUGGAUGAUCUGACAGAUAAAUACGGACAAGAAUGGACCUUUAGAGAGCGCAAGGAACUCGAGUACACAGCCAGCACGGGAUUUUUCGUCUCAAUUGUCGUGACUCAGUGGUGUGAUUUGAUAAUCUGCAAAACGCGACGAAACUCCAUUAUACAUCAGGGCAUGGGCAAUCAUGUGCUCAAUUUUGCCCUGGUUCUGGAAACGGUUAUCGCCUGUGGCCUGUGCUACCUGCCAGGCAUGAAGAAAGCCUUGCGCAUGUACCCCGUCAAAUUCAUCUGGUGGACUUAUGGCAUACCCUUUGGUGUGCUCAUUAUUGUGUUCGAUGAGAGUCGCCGCUAUCUCAUGCGCCGAUCCCCCGGCGGCUGGGUGGAGCAGGAAACAUAUUAUUAGCUAUUGAAAUUCAUUAA
This is a messenger RNA of Drosophila guanche, 3059 nucleotides long. It is a transcript of the gene JYalpha, whose product is annotated as sodium/potassium-transporting ATPase subunit alpha. The transcript is spliced from 6 exons. The coding region runs from base 16 to 3042 and encodes 1008 amino acids. Gene Ontology annotation, biological process: potassium ion import across plasma membrane; intracellular sodium ion homeostasis; intracellular potassium ion homeostasis. The record is from RefSeq and is a predicted model, not a curated record. Lineage: Eukaryota; Metazoa; Arthropoda; Insecta; Diptera; Drosophilidae. Gene Ontology annotation, cellular component: membrane. Gene Ontology annotation, molecular function: ATP hydrolysis activity; ATP binding; P-type sodium:potassium-exchanging transporter activity.